AUGAGUGAAGACAACAGUCUACAACGAGCCCAUCAACUGAGUGCCCAGGCGUCCGUGCUUAUCCGGCCACCAGAUGCCAACGCGGCGACACUUGGACGUGCACUAGCGGCCUAUAACGCGGCUGCCGACCUCUUCGAGAAGGCCGGUACAGCUACAGACGCCUCUAACCGAGGAACUCUUCGUAUGCUCACGGUUCAACACCGCAAGCUCGCACGAGACCUCGAGAGACGUAUCUCCAACGUCGGUUCCGCUUCAGCGCCGCCGUCCCCCCUCACCGCAAAUACCGACCUGCACGGCAGUUCCGUACCACGGAGAGCAUCCACAUCGUCACGGGCGACAGCGACUCCAUCGCCAACCCAUGCCGCCGGUGGAUCCAGUAGCCUUGGUCCUCGCCCGCUUACUCCACGUCGCUCGUCCGCUAGCGCCGGUGUCACCCACAAUGCCGGUCACGGUGCGGCGCUUGGAUCUGGAUUUGCUGUGCAUCCGGCGAACGCGCGUUCUGUGCCGCCCUUCUCGCUACGACCAGUCGGCGAUGACGGCUCCGCCUCGGCAGGCACCAGUGGUGUCCCGGCGCCGUUUGUGUCACCCGGCAGCCCGUACGACCUACAUUCCAGCUCAUCGAGCAGCGACCAGCCAGACGAGUCCUUCCUUCUUCCUGGGGCAAUUCCAGAAUCGAGUGAUCCAUUCUCACGGUUCUGGGGCAUGCUCGAGAACAUGUUGGAGGAGAUUAGCAUGCCAAAGGCGCUCACUACGGCUCCGCUAGAUGUGCCGCCUUUGCCCGCCGGACCGAACCGUGCGCAUCGUGCCAAGCACAAGACCAACAAACGGAGCCCGUCACCUUCAGAGUCGUUCUAUGUUGUACCCCGCGACCACAACCGAAAUGCGGCCCCCGAACUGACGGGUAUUGGGCCGGCCCGCAAGUCAUCUCCGUCUGUCAAAACCAAUGAAGAGUUGCAGUUGGAAAACGAAUCGCUGCGCGCUUCCCUUGACGCCUUGGCUGUGCAUGCUCACAAGCUCGAUCUGGCCAACCGUGCCUUCAAGGAGCGAGACCAGGAGCGAGACAUGCUCGUUCGAUCAGUUGUGACUGGGGUUCGCAGAGAAGCUCAAAGGGCGCGACAUGAUCAGGAGGUCCAGCGGUCGCAAAUGCUGGCUUCGAUCGCAGAGGGACCUGGCCAGCCUCCCAGCCAACCUGUUGCAGCACUGCGGACUAGAAUUGUGGAACUUGAAGAAGAGGUCAAGCAGGUUAAGGGGGAGAACGACAAGCUCCGCACGCAGCUCGACAAGUUCAAAGAAAAGUGGGACAAACUCAAAGCCAAGAAGGAGGCCAAAGUCGCGGCGGCAAAGCUGGUGCGGACUUCACGCAGCCCAGAGCCAGGGACAUGA
This is a messenger RNA of Apiotrichum porosum, 1383 nucleotides long. RefSeq lists its product as uncharacterized. The transcript has 9 exons. The coding region runs from base 1 to 1383 and encodes 460 amino acids. NCBI's taxonomy places the organism in Eukaryota, Fungi, Basidiomycota, Tremellomycetes, Trichosporonales, Trichosporonaceae. The record is from RefSeq and is a predicted model, not a curated record.